AUGAGUUCGCCCACGCUGCAGGCGGACAACAUGAAGGCCUUUGCGACGGGAGGGAUGCCUCGCCCUCCUCCGCCGGGAGUGGACCUCGACCGGCUCGCCGCCAAGCAGGCGAAUAUGAUGUCGCAGCUGACGAGCGCGCAGGCGGCGGUGACGGCGACGCCCUUCAGCGGGGAGGAGGCGGCCUUUGAGAGCGAGGUGGUGCGGGCGGAGUACGAGAAGCUCUGCCGCGACCACGCGGCGCUGGUCCAGAUGGGCGAGAGCUACGGCGGAUACGAUCCACUCGGCAAGAUCGCCUUCCUCGACGCGCUCGAGGCGGUGGAGGAGCGGUGGGACACCUUCUUCGCCCGCUUCUCGCUGAUGGGCGCGCUCAACCGCGAGUUUGUGGAGCAGACGGACGGCUUCCUCGGCUCGAUGGGCAUGAGCGCGGCCGACUUCAGGGGGGUGCUGCGCGAAGCGCACGACCUCAUGCGGAGGGAUGCGGAGGUCGAGCGCGGGGCGGCAGUGUGA
Molecule: messenger RNA, 507 nt
Organism: Emiliania huxleyi CCMP1516
Lineage: Eukaryota; Haptophyta; Isochrysidales; Noelaerhabdaceae
Exons: 5
Coding region: 1-507 (168 amino acids)
Source: RefSeq, a predicted model, not a curated record